Messenger RNA from Moesziomyces aphidis, 3627 nucleotides. The record is from the annotation of a GenBank genome assembly. NCBI's taxonomy places the organism in Eukaryota, Fungi, Basidiomycota, Ustilaginomycetes, Ustilaginales, Ustilaginaceae.
AUGGAAGUGUUUACGGACCUCCUGCACGUCAAUCCCGACCACCACCGCGAGGAGCUUGCACUCCUCGGACGCGAGGGAUCCGGCACAGCCUGGCGUCCAGCGAUUCCCUGGCCUUUGCCGGUUUCUUCCAGUACGGAAGGCGACACUCUCUUUUUUCCAGACUUUCGCGAUCAAGACUGCCCGGAGGAUCGGCUAGACGAACAAGGAUAUCGCGACCUUGCGCUCUCGUACAGCUUCAUCAACUACCGAGGUCGCCACGUCCUCAAAGUCGAGCCAGACACGCAGAAGGAGCUGUUCCGGACCUCCUUCGUCUGGAACCUACCCUUCAACGAGGAGAUACGCCAACGCAUCCUCAGGGGUCCUCCCGACGUUUCGAGCAAGAUGGCUUGGACCAUCCCAACUCUGAGGGCCAACGCCAGCAAGGACCUGGCAAAGCGCGUCUUUCCUGACCCUGCCGGACCACAAGCGCAGGAAGCUGCUCAAGACGACUCGGUCUCCACUUCUUCUUCGUCUCUGACGCCCGUCAGUGCAUCGCCGCGUCCAAGCAGUCCUCGUCGUCAAGUGACUGGACUCAAUGAGGGCCGCCUCAUCAAGAACGAGCGCGAGAGAGUCAGAGUUGGCUGGAAGGACGACACAGGUGCCCACUUCUGGGCCACCCUCCCUCUCACGCUUGGCUCUCUCCAUCUUGCCAUCUUUCGCAGCAUCGGCGCAAGCACGUCGUUCAGGGUCGACUUCCAAGAUAGGCGCUUCAACAAGUCGGUCGGACGCAGGGUUGGACCAAUCCUAGAGGCAAGGAUUCGCGCGUUCGUCGAAGCCUCUCCCGACUACGCCACCCUUGAUGGAGAUGCAGAGACCUUCGCAGACUUCUUCAUCAGUCUUACUGGCGAGUAUCGCGCCUCAUUCGAGAGCCCGAGCGCCUACGAGGACCUGGUUUUCAAGCUUCGGGCUGUGCACAAUCGACAGUCUCCAAAGCGAAAAGGCGACAUCAUCUUCGUCAACGAUGUUAGGGGGCGUCUGUCGCAUAAGAGCGUCUUCGUGGAGGACGGGCAGCGCAAAGGUUCGUUCAUAUCAGUGCGCAUGGACGAUCGAUUCCGCGACAUGUAUCUGCCGCGCCUUGCCGAUAUCCUUUUUUCUCUCAACGUCACGCUCCACAUCUCCGUGGAGGAGCAAGAGGGCCAGAGCAUCGAGCAGCAGGAAGACCGAAUGCUGCACGUUCUCGUCAGUCGCGCCCUUCGCUGCCUCUUGUACUAUCCGGUCGCCCAUCGCCUUACGACCACGACCUACGAAGAGGCCCUCCAUAUCGCAACAGAGUGGAUGGACAUCCUAAGCAUGCGCUCGCCGCAACGUCCUCGGCUCCUGCAAUACGUGGUGCGCGACACCCAGCCUCCGAUCUAUGCCGUUCAGCUCCCAGCUCCGCACGACGAGGCGAGAACCACUCUCAGCGUGCAUCUGGUCACACGUCAUCCGGACCAAGCAUCUGCGGCAGCAACCUCCGAUCGCAUCGAGGACUACCUCCAUGAUCGCCGCCUCGGAGCUCUGGAUCCUCACGACUGUUUCGGCUGCUGGUACCUGAUCGACGGGCCUGGCGAGCUCGUGUCGACGUACUGGGGAGGCGGCACAAUUCCUGGUGUGACGUUCAACGGCCUCCGGCUGCUCGACGUGGUCAAUGCCAGAGGGCUCGACUUGUAUCGUUGCGCGCUGCCUGGACUCGCGCAGGAUCACAAGGGCUGUGACUCUGGCGGUAUGCAUCUGUGCAUCCGAGCUGGAAGCGGAGCCCAGUCCCGAUCAAGACCUUUCGAGUCAGAUCUCCGAGAUCUCGUGCCACACGAGGGCAGAGGACCCUUGAAGUGCCAUGUGCUGUACACCUUCAGCCUCUGCUGGUAUCACCAGGCGGUUCGCUCUUCCCUUUACGCCGUUGCCACGGAUCGCUUUUUCGAAGUUCGUUGGAGCAGUUGGUCGGACGUCCAGACGCCCGUUGAUGGUGCUCAACCUCCACUCUCCCUGGACGUCCUCAAGAGCGUAGUCCUUCCCACCCACAUCAAGACCGCGCCUGUCCUCACCUCGCACCAGGACCGGGCCUCGAUCGUUCGAUUUUGGCUACAUGGAGGUGACGUGCUUGGCCAGCUUAAGCUCGAAUCGCUUCUCUGCGAGUAUCGAGGGGUUCCUGGCAGCGUCUUUGACUGUAGGCUGCUUCUCAACACCAACACUCGGUCGCUGAGGGACCGUCGUGAUCUGUACCGAGCUGCGCUCCCUUCGGUCGAUAAGGAGGUGCAUUUCCUUCGCGACGGAUCCCAACACGUCAAGGGUAAUCUCAAGAUCACCGACCUCCAGCACAAUCUUGCCAAAGGACAUGCGUUCCUGCCCUUCCAUGCGGAUCUGUUGGAACUGUCGCUCGUCUGCCAUCAGCUCAUCUCACCUCUCUUUCCUGCAAAAGCAGAGGCGAUGAGACGAUUUGUAGAAGCUACACUCAGCGACGACUGGCAGGUGAAGUGCUCGCAAUUUUUUGUGUCGCAUGCACAACGCCGCACUCACAGCAAAGGCCUACGCCAGCGAAGCGACGAAGCGUUCUUUCAGAUGGCUGGCGCAAACUUGAUCCGAGGGCCGCCAAGGCGCCUGGUCACUGCCGCCUUGCGCAGCGCAGACAUCGAGGAAGCCGAACGAGAAUUCGAAGAGCUGGACGACGAGAUGGUGUCUGGGGAGUUCGAAGUGGUGGAGCCUUUGAACAUUCUUGAUCUGAAAGAGGAGCGCAAGGAGAUGGAGGUAGACGACGCAGACGAGGGUCGUUGGACCACACGCGCUGUCAAUCCUGCGUUCCUUCAACGAACAACUCAAGAGGCAGCGCUCAAGGUCAUCAAGGAGAUGGAGGCUCACUUCGGCGAAACGUCUGGCUGCAGAGACAUGCAGGGCUUUGCCAGGAACCGGGCCGGUCUGCCUGUUCUGGUUGGAGACGAAAGCUGGAACUGGCAGAAGCUGAUGCGUUUCUAUGCGGACCGCCUGGAACGCUCCUUCGUCUGCGAGCAGGCCAGGCCAGUUGCGGCGGAUCAAGGUGACAAAGGGCCCAUCGACGACGUGACAGGAACCCAUGCCCACCUGUCGGGCUACGAGCAAAGGUCGCCGGUCACGCUGCUCCUGACGCACUACCACCAGCAGCUCAAGUACGGCACUGGCCGUCGAUGCCACCUCACCGGCCUUGCCCUGGUUGCCGAAGUCGGGCAUCCCCUCAAGAUCAGUCUUGGACACCGCGUGCACGGCUGGAAGAUGUGGCACGGCUGGUCCGCGCAGGUACCUCAGUCCUUCUCCCAGUUCUGCGAAGAGGCGAACAACGUCGUCUUCGAGUCUUGGUGGGCAAACAGCUGGCGACGAGGUUGGCGUUGUCUGCGGGCAAGCCUACCCAGACGGCUUCUCUGGGCUCUGGACUGGCUCGAGGCGGCCAGCAUGUGUGACGUCGUCAAACACUUCACUCACGACGAGCUGGAAACGAUUCGGCUGCACUACGAGAAUGGGGGCACGGAAGCUGCGCCUUCGUUCGAAUGGACAGUGGGGACCGACCCCCUUGUCGAUAUCAACGUGCUCAGCCCUGCCGAGCAGAGCAUCGUCUGGCAGAGGGUCUACGGCAGUCGCACCUGA